AUGGGACGAGGCGAGGAGAGCAACGUCGUCUACGUCGGCGGUCUGAAGUUCUCCACGGACUCGGACGCGCUCCGGGAGUACUUCUCGUCGUACGGCAAGGUCCUCGGCGCGAGGGUCGCGUGGGAUCACGACAGGCGCCAGUCCAAGGGCUACGGGUUCGUAUCGUUCGCCAAGACCGAGGACGCGGUCGACGCGGUCGACGACAUUCGUCCCGCGGUGAUCGACGGCUGGCGAUGUAAGGUCAACUUCGCGGAGGCCUCCGCCGCGGACGUGGAGAGAGAGAGGAGCGAGAAGAAGCGACGCGACCGGAGUCUUGGUCCGGGUCCGGACGGCGGCGACCGCGGUCGAGAGAGGAGCCGGCGGCGAGGCGCGUCCCCCGGAGGGACCGGGACCGCGCGAGGAGGGGACGAGUCGUCGCGGCGGCGAAGGAAGCGCGACGCGUCGCGCUCGCCGUCGCCGUCGCGGUCCAAGUCCAAGUCCAAGUCCAAGUCCGAUCGAUCCGCGUCCAAGUCAAGGUCCAAGUCCCGGUCCAAGUCCAGGUCCAAGUCCGAGUCGCCGCCGCCGAGGAGGGACGCGCGGUCCGUCGCGAAGGAGCUGAAGCGCGCGAAGCGAUCCAACGCGGAGCUGGAGGACCGAAUCGAAGCCCUAGAGCGGAUGCUCGACGCGCGGUCGCGAGGCGGCGGCAGUUUAGGCGGCGGCAAGGACAAGGACAAGGACGACGACGACGACGACGCGAGGAUAGAGGCGCUGGAGCGGGCGCUCGAGGCGGCGACGGACGUCAGGAAGAGAGCCGCGAAUUGGGUGAGCGAGAUGACGGAGCGGCACGAGGAGUGUGCGACGCGGAGGGAGGCGGCGGAGGCGGCGUAUGGGCACAUCAGAGCGUUGGUUCGCGCGGAGGAGGCGGAGCGGGAUAAAUCCGGGGGGGCGUGGGUGAGCGUCGACUGAUGAGGUUGUCUAAAUGUAAUUGUUGCUAACGAACCUAAGAAACUAUGAGAGCAUUUCAUCUCCAGGGGACGCGACGCGCCGGUUGUUCACCGACGGUCAAUCGCCCCGGAGGCGCCCUGUGAUGUGCGUCGCUACUAUCUCAAUCGUGUGGCUUCCCUCCCUCGUCCCGCGUCGGGGGCUCGUAAAAAUAUGAGCCGCCGCGCGGUCGUCUCAUCAUGAACCUCUUCCUUCUCUCGUCUCGCACGUCGUCGUCGUCGUCGUUCACGCCUUCAUGAUGGACAUCAGGAUAUCCGCCGCGGACUUGUCUUUCGGACCGUCCUUCUUCUUUUCUACCCCGCCCCGCGCCUCGCCCGCGCCCGCGCCGGUGCCGCUCCUCGGCUUCUUCGUGGGCGGCGCCGCGAGCGCGGCGGCGGCGUCUCGCUCGCCCGCGGCGCCUCCGCCGCCAACCUCGGCUUCGCCCGCGGCGUCGCUGUGCCACGUCAUCGCCCCGGUCAUCAUCGAGUCCGACCCGGCGUCGUCCGCCUCCGCGGCCUCCUUCUUCUCCCCGCGAUCCGACGCCUUGCGCUUCUUCUUUUUAGAAGAGCUCUUCUUCGAGCUCUUCUUGCCGCCGUCCGCGCCCCCCGCGGCGGCCUUCUUCCCGCCCACCGCGCCUCCGGACCCGCGCUUCUUCUUCGCGUCGCCGCCC
Molecule: messenger RNA, 1630 nt
Organism: Micromonas pusilla CCMP1545
Lineage: Eukaryota; Viridiplantae; Chlorophyta; Mamiellophyceae; Mamiellales; Mamiellaceae
Exons: 2
Coding region: 1-945 (314 amino acids)
Molecular function (GO): RNA binding
Source: RefSeq, a predicted model, not a curated record